CGCUAAAAGUACCUAGCAGGUAAUCAUGGUAGGGAUCACACUGACAGAACAGAGGCACAGCCUCACGCGAUACAAAUGAAUAACCCCCGGUGGUGCUCUCCUCUACUGCUGUUGCUCGCCUUCGCAGGGAUCUACCUCCAUUUCCGCCCGCCCUUAUCUCGAUCGCAUUGACACAGCAGCACCCAUUUCUUUCAUCCCACCAUGUCUGGCGUCGGCGAGGCUCUUGCCAUAGUGAGCUGCGUCGCCGGGUUGAUUCAGGCCUACGAUGCCGGUGCUCGUAUCGUCCGACAAAUCAAGGCUCGUCGACAAGCCCACGAUGCCCUACCGCCCUCUGACCUCCUGGAAGAAUCGAUGGAGAAAGGCAAGAAAGAGAUCGAGCAAGCUCUUGCGAAGGGUAAUGAGCAAUUUGGUCCAACAUUUGAAAAGGGAGACACGAUUGCAAUCAUCGCCCUGUUGAAGAUAACCGUUGAUACGCAAAACGCCCUCCUGGAGGGUCUUGCCCAAGCCAGAGUUGACGAUAGCGUCAUCGACUUUGAAGAGUGUAUUGACGCCUCGGCACAGAGCCGCCUCAAUGCUGUGAUCGAACUUCAGUCGCUGGAGAGGCGCAUGUUGGCACAAGAAAUAGAGCGAAAGAGAAAUGUACUUCUUCUUCAACAGCAAGAAAGUGCUCCUCCAACGGCACGAGCAACUGCAUCUGCCGUGGUUUCCGAUCCUCGGUCUUCCUUGCAACAGCCGAUAGCAGCACAACAACCAGAGCAACCACCUUCCAGCCCAUCGCAACAGAAAAACAAGAAGUCCCACACUUUUGGCAGAAUCCUUCGUCGCAAAGAAACCGAUCCACAGGUUUCCCGGUCAUCCGAAGUGACAACUAGUUCUGUAAGUCCUGUGCCAGAUACCUCGCCUAGAUCAUCAUCCCAACCAGAGGCCCAGUUUCAACUCCAAGACACUGCUAUCUCGAACAGUUCCACCGCCAUAUGGUCGAGUCCUAGCAGCCGGUCUUCGGUAGGUACGUUUGAUUUGGCUUUGCAGCAUACACGCCCUCCUGUCCACUUGAACAAUGAGCGAGAACAUGUUUCGACCGUUUCGAGACAAUCGACCUCUCUAUCCACAUUUUCAGCCGUCACAAACCUGUCCACAGCGUCUAAUGUAUAUCCCAUCACCAAUUUUGGAGGCUGUUGCAAGUAUGCAUAUGAUCUUCGUCAAGGAUCAACCAAGAAGGCACUGUGUCGGAUCCUUUUUGGCACGUAUCAUACAGAGGUAGCCUACAAAUGUGCCAGCAUAAAAUGCAGCUUUACGAGCAGAGCCAUAAAAAGAAACAAUGGCUAUCAGAUCGAUGAUCGCGUCAGGCAAUUCGCCGAAGGUGUUCGCUAUCGGUGGCUAUUCCUCGCCAAGUCGCAUGUACAGCAGCAUAGAGAUCAAGAGCAACCGACUUUUCGCUGUCUGAUAUGCACCCUGUUGGGUGACGACUCUGGUAUGUUUGAAGGAAUCAGAAGCCUCCUUGCCCAUGUUGCAGAUCACCAAGGUGCCAUUCUCGGCGGUUCUCAGUUACAAGGUCCCAUAAUAUUCUCCAACCACGGUGCAGCACCCGCCUCUGAGAACGACUUCGAUAUCAGUCUCACUCAGCCUACGAGCACAACGAUAGCUGCGGAGCCUCUGCGACACGGAGCUGCAAUUGUGGUCGCUGCGAGUGUGCCCAUGAAUAGGUCUGUCGAAAGUGCAAUGUUGCUGAAGGAGAUUGCUUCCACUACGACCUAUGAGACUUAUGAUGAUGAUGAUGAUGAGAAUCCUUGGGUUACUGAAGGGCGGUAGAGGAGGACGCUGCUUUUUUCUUUGCACUGGGAGGAGAUCAUGACUACUUAUGAUGGACUACGCUUGUUAUGUCUGCAGCACCAUGGAGUAGGGAGUGUAUACCUAGUAUCUGUGGACAGAAACGGACACCACAUGUUUAUUGUACAUUGUUUUAUCGAGGACAAUUUGUAUAUGGC
Exophiala oligosperma is the source of this 1985-nucleotide messenger RNA. RefSeq lists its product as uncharacterized. The transcript is spliced from 2 exons. The record is from RefSeq and is a predicted model, not a curated record. Lineage: Eukaryota; Fungi; Ascomycota; Eurotiomycetes; Chaetothyriales; Herpotrichiellaceae. The coding region runs from base 202 to 1809 and encodes 535 amino acids.